Messenger RNA from Peromyscus maniculatus bairdii (prairie deer mouse), 1366 nucleotides. Lineage: Eukaryota; Metazoa; Chordata; Mammalia; Rodentia; Cricetidae. The record is from RefSeq and is a predicted model, not a curated record.
AUGGAGGGGCGGUGUUCAGGAAUCCGUAUCUUCGAUGGAAAUAAUGGAAGUUCUUGGGCCACACUCUUGAAAUUCAUCUUGCAUAGCUGGAGAGGGCUGUCACGCGCGGGGCGAGGCGGGGCUGCGGCCGGGGGGCACUCACCGCCGAGCCGGGUGUGGGUCCCCGUGCCCACCGCACCCGCGCGUACUCCCCUGGAAGGAAAAGGUGCUCGGGAAGGGCAGCCGCCGCAGGCUCCCCGAGAUCGCCGGGGGCUGUGCCAGGCCCGGCUCUUCCGGGCACCGAGUGCCCCACGGGACUGCCCCGGACUUGCCCAAGCCGCACUCGGCUCAGCGGCAGGGGGCAGCGGGGCUCCAGGGCACCGGGCACGGGCCGAGGCCAGCCGCCCGCCGAGCCCCGGGCCUCGCGCACCCGCGCUGCCGGGUCCCCGCAGGCCCGGGCCCCGUCGAUCCUCCAGGGUGGUGCUCCCUCCCGCUUCCCAGGUCCCCCGCGGCCCCUACCUUGCUCCCGGGCCGGGUGCGAGCGGCGGCGGGGGUCGGGGACGGCGGCCCGCGCUGCUCCCACGCUUCCGCCGGAGUCAGGAGUUGAACAUUCCGCCUCUCCGCGCGGCGCCAAUGAGGAAGACGUCGCGGCAACAGCACCACCUACCUCCAGGCGCGGAACCGCCGCCCGGCGCCCAGCCUCCCGGCACGCCCGGCCCGGCGCCCAGCGGGAAGGCCCGGGCGCGGGGUCACGGAGACCCCAGGGGCUGCAUGCCCCGCGCGGGACCUGAUGCGCUGGCUGGGAAGGGGACCCAAGAGGGGAGUCGACGUCUAUGGAGACAGGGUUGCAGGUGCCUCAGUUGGCACCAUCAACAGGGCAUUGCUUUAUAAUGGAGCACGUGGCUUACAAGCCUUAAGACUGUAAGCCACAUUCUUCCCCCGACCCCGUCCCCCAUUCAUUUUCGUGGUGAUUUGGAGAGUUCCCUACAAAUGGAAACAGGAUAAAUGGAAAUUGGAAAUGAGAGGCAUGUUUCAGAAAGAGGCCACAGAAAUUGGUGACCCAUUCGAUUGGCAAAGAAGAAAGCGGUGAUGCCAGGAUUUGAGACCUGGGUGACUGGAAGAAUGAUGGUGUCAUUGACAGAAAUAGAAAUCUGUGGAGAGGAAACUGGCUUCCUGAUGAGUUUUGAAGUCAUGAGAGGAAAAACAGGCUCAGAGAGUAACCAACAGGAACAAUAAACUCUACACAAUAGUUUCGAAACCAUACUUGAAGGAACAUCUCAGACAUCCCCCUGUCUUCCUGUUUAUGUUGCAAGUUCCUCGAGGCCACACCUUAUAUCCUAUUGAGCUGACCGUGACUGCAAUAAAAGCACAAUGAUUCUGUGAUAAA